Cyprinodon tularosa is the source of this 2353-nucleotide messenger RNA. RefSeq names its product CHM Rab escort protein (gene chm). Gene Ontology annotation, molecular function: GDP-dissociation inhibitor activity. Lineage: Eukaryota; Metazoa; Chordata; Actinopteri; Cyprinodontiformes; Cyprinodontidae. The transcript is spliced from 17 exons. The record is from RefSeq and is a predicted model, not a curated record. Gene Ontology annotation, cellular component: cytosol; cytoplasm; Rab-protein geranylgeranyltransferase complex. Gene Ontology annotation, biological process: small GTPase-mediated signal transduction; vesicle-mediated transport; intracellular protein transport. Bases 35 to 1990 code for a protein of 651 amino acids.
GAUCAGAAAUCCAGAAGAAGAAAAAAAAACGGUCAUGCGAUCACGUGACUCAGUUCCUGCUGCCAACAUGGCUGCCGAGGAGCUGCCGUCUGAUUUUGAGAUCGUCAUUCUGGGAACAGGUCUUGCUGAGUCGGUGGUAGCAGCUGCCUGUUCGAGGGUUGGACAAAGGGUUCUUCACCUGGACAGGAGGAGUCAUUAUGCAGCGAACUGGGCCAGCUUCACCUUUAACGGCCUGCUCACCUGGAUUGAGGAGCAGAAGGAGGAGUCUAAGCCUGAGAAGAUCGAGGAUUGGUCGAGUUUAGUGGAGGAAGGGGAGGAGCUUAUACACCUCUCAAAUUCAGAACCCGCCUCCAUCACUAACCUGCAGGUGUUUAGUUACACCAGUGAGGAGGAGGAAGCUGAUGAACCAAACACCAUAGAGGAAGAAAAAGCAGCAGGUGAAGAUGCAGUUAAAGAGUCGUCAGAGACCGAGUCUGCAGGUUCAAAGGAAGAAGAGGAUGCUGGACCUGCAGAGGGAGAGGAGCCUGCAGAGACAGAAGAGGAGGAGCCUGAGGCUGACCAGCCGCCGGCCUCGCCUCCUUCCAGCCAAUCAGAGCCCAUCAGAAAGAAGAUCAGCCAUGCUCAGCUGGUAAAGGAGGGGCGCAGGUUUAACAUCGACCUGGUCUCUAAGCUCCUGUUUUCUCGUGGCUCUUUGGUCGAUCUGCUCAUCAAAUCAAACGUGAGUCGCUACGCUGAGUUCAAGAACGUGACCAGGAUACUGACCUAUCGCCAUGGCAACAUAGAGCAGGUUCCCUGCAGCCGGGCUGAUGUGUUUGCGAGCCGCCAGCUCUCUGUCGUUGAGAAGAGGAAGUUGAUGCGCUUCCUGACGUCAUGUAUGGAGGAGACGGAGGAGCAGACGGCCUACAGCGGUCGGCCAUAUUCUGAAUUCCUGCGUGACCAACAGCUCGGUGAAAGCCUGCAACACUUCCUGCUUCAUUCUAUCGCCAUGGUAACGGAAGACACACCCACAGAGGAGGGACUUGCCUCCACACGUCACUUCCUUCGGUGUCUGGGUCGCUAUGGCAACACUCCCUUCCUGUUUCCUGUGUACGGCCUUGGAGAGAUCCCCCAGUGCUUCUGCAGGAUGAGCGCCGUGUUUGGAGGGAUCUACUGUCUCAGACACUCCGUCCACUGUCUCAUCGUGGACAAGGACACCAACAGGUGUAAGGCGGUGAUUGACAGCCGAGGCCAGCGAAUCAGCUGCAACCAUGUGGUUCUGGAGGACAGUUACCUGGACGCAGACAGGAAGCCGACAGCCACACCCCCCAGGUAUCUGAGCCGGGCCGUCCUCAUCACAGACGCCUCGGUUCUGCCCUCAGACCCAGACCAGCAGAUCUCCAUGGUAACGGUUCCUCCCGCCACAACAGGAGGUCCUUCAGUGAAGAUGGUGGAGCUGAGCUCGUCCACCAUGACCUGCAUCCCUGGAACAUACUUGGUCCAUCUCACCUGCCAGUCGGUUGGCUCCGCCCAUGAGGACCUGUUGCCCGUGGUAACCAGGAUAUUCAGAACCACAGAGCCUCAGGAGGAAGACCGUCGUCCCUCUGUCCUCUGGUGUCUGUACUUCAACAUGGCCGAUGGGUCAGCGCUAGAGGUUGAAGGUCACCGCGUACCAUCCAACGUGUACGUCUGCUCUGGUCCAGAUGGAGCGCUGGGACACGAACACACCAUCAGACAGGCCGAGUCCAUCUUCCAGAAGAUCCUCCCAGAGGAGGAGUUCUGUCCUCCUGCUCCAAACCCUGAAGACAUCAUCUAUGAUGGAGACAAUGCGUCCCCUGGAGAGGACAGAACAGCAGUGGAGAACGGAGGGAACCAGGAGGAGAACCAAGAGAAAGAAGGAAACCAGGAGGAGAAUCAGGAGGAGAACCAAGAGAAGGAAGGAAACCAGGAGGAGAUUCAGGAGAAAAAAGGAGACCAGGAGGAGAAUGGAGUGAACCAGGAGCCUGAGGAGUAACAUGAACCUUCACCACUUUAUUUUCUGCUCUGAUCUUUGGCAUGAAGGCAGCAGCUGCACUGCUGCCACCUGCUGACUGCAGCCUGAACUGCACCACUCAAGGUUCUGGGAGGAGACCCAUCAGAACUCUGUUGCGUUUGGACCCUUGGUUCUAUUUAUGCUGUAUUUUUUCUUUAUUGGAUUAUGUAGAUGACAGUUAAUGUUUUUCUGUUGCUGUAAGCAUCAGUUCUUGUUGGUUCUGCUGGGUUCUGAUCCAGGUUUCACCACCGAUGUCAGAUCAUUCAGCAGUAUUUGGCCAAACACAAUUAGCCUUUGGAUGAUAAGGUAACAAAUAAACCAAGUUCCUAUAUCAGCAUCAAUGUU